AUGUCAAUACGAAAACCGCAUGAGGCUAGAGAUGAGAUUCAAUUCACACCAAUUAAUCAUAUAGAUAUCUGGCCAGUAGAGUGCGAUAUAGAAAAUGGUUAUAAGGAGGACAUUUAUAGCCUUGAAUCUGUUGAGGAAGAGAAAAUCGAAAAUGAGAACUUCAAAUUUGAAGUAAACUGGAGUUAUGAAAUAGAUACUGAUGAAAAACAAGAAGACUUGGAGAUUGAUGCUUUUGAAGAUCGACAUAAGGAUACGGAAGGCGACUUGCCACUAAUUGCAUUUGGUUCAAAGAGUAAAGCAGAUGACGAUGACAUAGAACAACCCUGCAUACAAACAAAUAAUUUUUCAAAACCGCGACCCUCCUCGGUGGAACUGUCACCACGCCUAUGGAUCGCGCAUUUAGAAGCAGUAACAGCUAAUCAGGAGGAAGGAACUGCCGUCUGUGAUACUGGCUCGGCCUAG
Molecule: messenger RNA, 462 nt
Organism: Parnassius apollo (apollo)
Lineage: Eukaryota; Metazoa; Arthropoda; Insecta; Lepidoptera; Papilionidae
Source: the annotation of a GenBank genome assembly